Molecule: messenger RNA, 2388 nt
Organism: Lathyrus sativus (Indian pea)
Lineage: Eukaryota; Viridiplantae; Streptophyta; Magnoliopsida; Fabales; Fabaceae
Source: the annotation of a GenBank genome assembly
AUGGCCAAGAGUAGGCUUUCUGGGGGAUAUUGUGGUAAUGCAGUUGAAACAGGUUGUGUAUCAGAUGGAUCCGGUACAUCAGGAAGAAUGGAUACUGACAAUACUGUUUCGGAGGAGGACAAUCGGAUUUCGCGAAGGAAAUGUAUUGGUUUUGAUUCAGGUCUCCGUGGCGACUUUGGAGUUCCUAUUCAAGUUGUUCCUUUGUCUAAAUUGUCAGCGCUUCAAAGAAAAGAUCUUGUGAAUCAGUUUAGGUCUGAUCUUGAACAGCUUCACCUUUUCCAAAAGAGAAAUGGUGUUAUAUUGCCGUCUUCUAGUGAUAAUAUGAUUAACCGCAAUAAUGGUCUAAAUAGGCCUCAGAAAGAGAACUCGAGAAAACCAUCAAUAUCUGGUUCAGUACCGGGGAAUGCGUUGAAACCAUUAAUAGAGAACUCGAGAAAACCAUCAAUGUCUAGUUCAGCUUCAGGGAAUGCAUUGAAACCAUUAAUUGAGACCUCAAGGAAACCAUCAAAAUCAGGUUCAGUAUCAGUGAAUAAACUGAAAUCAUUGGAUCAGAGUCAGAAGCCUCGUGGAGGGAGUCGGGGAUCUUCUGGAAAAUUUGAGACUCCGGGACGAACUUCCUUGCCAGGAACUGCAAAUGCUGCGUUGAUGAAAGAUUGUGAGUUACUGUUGAAAAGGUUGAUGAAUCACCAACAUGGUUGGGUUUUUAACGCCCCUGUGGAUGUGGUUAAGUUGAACCUUCCUGAUUAUUUCAGUGUCAUUAAGCAUCCUAUGGAUUUGGGAACAGUACAGAGCAAGAUCGCUACAGGGUCAUACACAGACCCAUUGGAAUUUGCGGCAGAUGUGAGACUUACAUUUUCAAAUGCAAUGAAGUAUAAUCCACGCGGGAAUGAUGUUCAUAUCAUGGCCGAUGCCCUUAAUAAAUAUUUUGAACUGAGAUGGAAAUCAAUCCAGAAAAAAAUUCCUAGAAAAGGCUCUCUACCAUUGCCCAUGAAGAGAGAAACUUGUGAAGAUGUAAAAACUACCAGACCAGCGCAUCCUUCUAAAAAGAGGAAAAUUGCCUCAUUGCCUGCUCAACCUGAAAUUGUCCCACUCCCACCUGCUCAACCUGAAGUUAUCCCACCUGUUCAACUGCAAGUUAUCCCACAUGCUAAACAGAUUAUGUCUGAUCAAGAAAAACUAAAUAUUGGUAGAGAAUUGGAGUCUCUUCAAGGUGAAAUACCUGCCCAUAUCCUUGAUUUCUUGAAAGAGCAUAAUUCAAAUGAUAAAGAAUGUGAAGAUGAGAUUGAGAUUGAUAUUGAAGAUCUAAGUGAUGAUACACUGUUCAAAUUACGAAAGCUUUUGGAUGACUCUUUACUGGAGAAGCAAAAAAACAAAGUAAAAGUUGAAGUGUGUGAAAUAGAGCUUUUUAAUGACUCUGGACCAAGCAAUUCAUCAUUGCAAGCAUUUAAAGGUGAUGAUCCGGCUGAUGAAGAGGUGGACAUUUGUGGAAUUGAUUCCCCCGUCUCAAGCCAUCCUCCUGUAGUGAUUGAAAAGGAUACAACCUACCAAACGAGUAAAUGUUCAAGUUCAGGGAGCAGCGAUACAGAUUCUAGUGGUUCUUCUGAUAGUGAAUCGGAUGAUGCUAGCACAAGACCAGAUGAUUUAUUAAAGGUACAAGAAAACAUGGGCACUGCUUCUCAGAUGGAUUUAGAGACCACAUCUACUCAUACUUCUGCUAUAAUCCAGUCAGUUAAUGGCUUGGAUAAACUUGAGGAUAAAUCUCAGCAAAAGCCAAAUUCUUGCGACUCUCAUUGCUUUCAAGAUGGAGAAUGUGGUCCAACUGAGAGACAUGUCUCCCCUGAUAAACUUUAUCGAGCUGCAUUAUUGAAGAGUCGAUUUGCUGACACUAUCUUGAAAGCUCGAGAAAAGACACUGACCCAGGGUGUGAAGGGAGAUCCUGAGAAAUUACGCCGGGAUAAGGAAAAAUUAGAGAUGGAGCGACGGAAAGAAAAGGCAAGGCUGCAAGCAGAAGCAAAGGCAGCUGAAGAAGCUAGAAAGCGGGCAGAAGAAGCUGCUGCUGCAGACGCUAAACGAAAGAGGGAGCUUGAGAGAGAAGCUGCUCGGCAAGCACUGCUACAGAUGGAAAAAACUGUGGAAAUCAAUGAGCAUUCACACUUUCUGGAAGAUUUGGAAAUGCUUAGAGCUGUACCUGGUACGCAAUUACCUAGCUGUAUAGACGUGACAAGUCCUGAUCAGUCUGAGGAUGGCAUGGGUAGUUUCACGUUUGGUGGUUGUAAUCCCUUGGAACAACUAGGAUUGUAUAUGAAAGUUGACGAAGAAGAGGAGGAAGGAGAUCCACUGUGUGUUCCAAAGACUGUAAAUGAUGUAGAAGAGGGGGAGAUUGAUUAA